AUGGAAAGAGAUCAACGAAUGUAUCCGAAAAUUGACAUGGGUCCACGAACUGUGAACCAUCCAGCCGUGGUGCCGGUGCGUCCUGACUUUGUAUUGGAUUCCAGGUAUUUGCAUCUAUUCAAGCAUUGUCCUAUUAAUAAUAUCGCAGCCAUCCGGGCUCUUCGGACACCUAUGAAGGGGACACCGACAUGCACAUCAGGGGCCAAUCAAAAUGCUCUAACUGGUGUUUCAAAUCUCAAGAUGUCACUCACUGGUUUGGCUUUACUCUGGACUUGUCUUGUUUGGGAAGAAUUUGCCAUACACGACCCCCUGGGAACGGAAUGGAGAAAACAAGGACAGAGCAGCACCUCAUCCUCGUACAGUAGCAUGACGGUAUCGUAUUCAACAAGUUUGUGCUGUGGCAAAUGUUUCUUUCAACGCGCAACCACUGUGGACGUGUGCGACUCUACAGGUGUUCGGCUCAUGCCUGUGCCUUGGUGA
Pochonia chlamydosporia 170 is the source of this 480-nucleotide messenger RNA. RefSeq lists its product as hypothetical. The transcript has a single exon. The record is from RefSeq and is a predicted model, not a curated record. Bases 1 to 480 code for a protein of 159 amino acids. Lineage: Eukaryota; Fungi; Ascomycota; Sordariomycetes; Hypocreales; Clavicipitaceae.